AAAAGACUCAAAACUCUGGCAUGUUUUAUGAAUAUUAAACUUAAUUAUCACCACUUACGUUGGAGUCAGACAUUUACGAAUUAAGUGCAGAAGAAGAAGAGAAACAAGAUCCAAGAGCCUGACUCAUAGUAAUCCCUUAGUCCAUUAAAAAUUUCAUAAGAUAUGGGGUUUUGGUCAUUGUUGGAGGUGGCUUCUAUGCCAGUGAUUCAAGUCCUCGUCAUAAGUCUUGUUGGAGCUUACUUGGCCACUGAUCGAUGCAAGCUCUUUCCCGCUGAAGCCCGCAAUUCCAUGAACAAGGUGGUGUUUGUAAUAUUUGCCCCAGCUCUCAUGUUUGCAAAUCUAGCCCAGACGGUCACACUUCAGGACAUGAUCUCAUGGUGGUUUAUGCCGGUUAACAUGGGACUUACAUUCUUAAUCGGAGGACUUCUUGGUUGGAUGGUUGUUAAGAUUCUGAAACCGCCUCCGUAUCUUGAAGGUCUUAUUGUUGCAACUUGUUCCUCAGGAAAUAUGGGGAAUCUACCAAUAAUACUUGUCCCAGCAAUAUGCGACGAGGACAAGAGUCCAUUUGGUAACAGGAGUGUAUGCAGAACCGUGGGGCUCUCUUACGCAUCUUUCUCCAUGGCGCUAGGGGGUUUCUACAUAUGGACUUACACAUUCCGGCUUAUAAAAGGGUCGGCAAUGAAAUUCAAAGAGAUAGAAUCCGAGAAAACAUCAAUCAAAUCAUCCAAUGGUGACUUAGAGGCUGACCACAAGACCAAACUUCUAGGUGCACCUGAAGCGGAGAUGGUAAAAGAAGAGACAGGGUUCUGGAGGAAAGUAGUAGACUUCCUCCAUGAGAUAUUGGAGGAGCUUCGCGCACCACCUACAGUUGGUGCAAUUAUUGGUUUCAUAUUCGGUGCUGUUACAUGGCUCAGAAAUCUUAUCAUUGGUGAUGAUGCUCCUUUAAGAAUAGUCCAGGCCACAGCAAAACUUCUUGGCGAUGGAACCAUUCCUUGUAUGACAAUUAUACUAGGAGGGAACCUCAUACAAGGUUUACGUUCUUCGGCAGUCAAACCAGUGGUUGUUCUUGGAAUAGUUUGUGUUCGGUACAUUAUUCUCCCUAUCAUUGGCAUAGGCAUUGUCAAAUCAGCUGAGAGUUUUGGGUUUCUCCCAGCUGAUCCUCUGUUUCAGUAUGUUUUAAUGCUUCAGUUUACACUGCCUCCAGCCAUGAAUAUCGGUACCAUGACACAGCUGUAUAAUGUUGGACAAGACGAGUGCUCAGUGCUCAUGCUCUGGACAUACUUGAUUGCGAUUCUUGCCCUCACUGUUUGGUCCACUAUCUUCCUUCACUUGUUAGUCUAGACAAAGCCUGCAGCGAUUCUAUGCGAGCACAAUAGAGAGUGAGGAAGACAAAUGCUAAUGUGCUCCCUCGUCAAGGGAUCUUUACCAUUCUUUUUUUGUCUAUCAAAAAAAUAAACUUGAUCAUACUUGAUAGAUUCUUCUGGUUGCAUUUCUACAUCUAUUCAUUUCCCCCAUCUCAAACGCAGAUAUUGUAUCAUGUAUUACAUCAGUUUAAUGGAAAAGGUUGUUAUAA
Molecule: messenger RNA, 1573 nt
Organism: Eruca vesicaria subsp. sativa (arugula)
Lineage: Eukaryota; Viridiplantae; Streptophyta; Magnoliopsida; Brassicales; Brassicaceae
Source: the annotation of a GenBank genome assembly